GAUCUCGAUAAAGCGCGGCAGCGGUCUCACCGCUCUCGGUCUGGUGUACUUCAUGAGCUUGUUCGAGCUGCUGAACGUGUGCGCGCUGUUCACCGGCGCGGGCGCACGCUUCCGCCGCAAGUACCGGCUCAGCGCGGGCGACGUGCUCGACAUCACUAACAAGUUGGUGUCGGCAGUGCAGGCGGCGCUGUCGGUGCUGACGGGCGCGGUAGUGUGCGCGUGGUCGUGCACGCGGGACUUCAUGCGCUCCUCCCACUACAUGUCCGAGGCCUACGCGUGGUUCGGCGCCGCCUACUUCUUCUACGACAUAUGGUCUAUGUACAUGGUACACGUCCAAAUGAUAGCCAAUCCAGACGCUAAAAAAGACAAGACCCAUCAAACAGAGAAACCAGAAAAACCGGAGAAGGUGGAGAAGCAGAUCUGUAAGAAUGGCGAGGGGCUGCUCUCGUCAGGGGACGGGCAGGUCACAGAGGGUCCAGGCGAGGCGCGGGUGGGUUCAGGAGUCACGAAGCCAACGUUCGCGCAAUACUGCAGGCACGAGCCUGUUAUAUUGAUGCACCAUCUGUUUAUAGGCGGGUUCGGGUUCCUUGUUAUUGUGUACUUCCGUGGUUCGUUCGGCGACUGCACGUUCGGGUUCGUGUACCUGAUGGAGCUGUCGACGCCGUUCGUGUCGGCGCGCGGCAUCCUCUCGCGGCUGCGGCUGAAGGCGUCGCGCGCCUACCUGCUCAACGGCCUGCUCAUGCUCGCCACGUUCUUCGUGUGCCGCGUGGCCAGUCUGCCCUACGUGUGCCUCAUGUACAGCCGCGAGCUCGGCCUGCCUUACUUCGAGGCAAUAAAAUCUCUCCCGACCGGCUGCAAAGUAUCUAUCUGCAUCCUCCUGUUACCCCAGCUGUACUGGUUCUACCUGAUGAGCGCGGGCGCACUGAAGAUGUUCCUCGGCUCGGCCAAGCCCAAGAGCGCCAACUCGCUGAACUGCAACAAGUCCGCCGGCGACGCCGAGCGAGUGGACCGCGCCGACGCGGCCGAGCUCGCCGACAAGCGCAGUUGAUACCGACGCCGCACUCGACGGAACCGGAAACCAAAGUCUUAGGCCGCAGGUCAGGGCUGUGUCUACUGUACCGGCUUUGUAACACUAAUAUACAUCUACCCACGUAUGUCUUCUGUCGAGCGAUUGCGAUCGCUAUCUUUACUUGUCUUAAAUCGGUAUCUUCGGAUUGGUCGGGGAGGACCAAUCAGAAUGUGGUAUGUUUGACAUGAUUAUGGAUGAGUUGUUUUGAUUGGUCUGUUCUGGACCGAUCUGAAGUUAGCGAUUUGUAGCGGCCGUAUAUUAUCGUAAUGUGUUUCCGUUUUGUAUCUAUAGUAUGCCAUACAUAGCUUAGUUAGGUGGGGCAUAAUUGAUAGUCUUUAUUUUUAAUUUUCUUGUAAAGUGGGUAGAUGUUUACAUUUCUGUUAUCAAGCGUGUGAUUGCAUUUUAAAGUAUUGGGGUAUCUGGAUGCAAAGGCGAGUUUCUAUCUAUUCGCUUGCGUUCAUGUCUUUAGAUUUGUGUAGAAUAAAUAUAACACCAUCUAGUGUCUAUAAUAUGAAAUUGAUACUCUCUAAUAUAAAUACGAAUAAUUAAACAUGUCUGGUAUGUUUUAUCAACAUUUUAUUUUCUUAUUCGCUUACUCUUUUAGUUUUAUUUUAUGUUUUACUGGAGACUAUUAUAUUACACAUAUUAACAAAUAUCUAUUCGGUGUAUAAAUAAUGUGUGAACAUAUUUUGUGAAAUAUAUGAAAACUCUGUUAUAUGUCAUAAACAUUUGACGUUUAGUACCUUUCCUAACCAUUGCAUGCUUAACAUGUUAGCCGGCUAACAUGUCAGGUACGCAUAUCUCGGGGAAAAAAAACUUAUUAUUUAUUUUAUAUUUUAUUAUUAUUAUUAUUAUUUAUUAUUAUAAUAAGGUUAUUUUUUGUGACACGUGUAACUGUCAUGUUAGCCGGCUUACAUGUCAAGCAUGCAUGGGUUUACAAGCUAUGCACCCAGAUACCCCAAUACCAGGUACUGACAUUAGAACUACCCUCAAAUCUAGUAACGCCAAGUCAGUGACUGUAGACAGUAGAUGGCAUGACGCUUACAACGCGACCGCUCCGUGUCGGAGCUUGUCCACUGCACGGCCUAUGUAACAAUAUACAACUACCCACAUAUAAAUACGCGCAAUUUAAUUUGGAAAAAUAUGUUUUCAUUUUACAACUAGUUUUUUCUCGCCGUGAAAGUUUUCCGGGAUAAAAGUCCCUCUAUAUAUUUUCCCGGAAUAGAAAGUAGCCUAUAACCUUCCCAGGGUCUUAAACUAUCUCCAUACCAAAUUUCAUAAAAAUCCGUUCAGUAUUUUUUGAGAAAAUCGAUAACAUACAGACAGACAGAAAAGGAGGCUUUGUUUUAUAAUAUGUAUAGAUAUAUUCGAUUAAGUUAAAUAAAACGAACUAUAACGUAUGGCGGAUUUCGAUAAAAUCUUAAAUAUUAACUGCCGUUUUGUGGCAAACAAAAUAACUCAUUUGUAAGCUUGUGAAAUAAAGCUUAUUUUAAUUGGUUCAUUUUCGCCAUCGAUAUGAAGGUAGCCACUGUUAUGCGAAUGAACUCGUACCUAACUUCACACCUAGUUAAAUUGCGCGUAUUAUACUCUUUAACUUCAAGAUCUGCCUUCCCAAGUGGAUAUGAAUUAUAAGCAUCAUUUCCCACAAAAUCUCGACGUGGAUUUUAAUAAUUAUUAAUGAUUGUCGUUAAUGUUAUAUAGGCUGUGAUACGUUUUAGAAUAUAUAUAUUUAUUUAUUAGCGGAUUAUGACUGUGACUUUUAAAGCAUUAAUUGCUAUCGGUUACACAACAGGCUUGUUUAUUUUACAUAUAAAUAUAUGAAAUACGCAUUUUAAACUAAUUGUGUUUUAACAACGGUUAAUAAGGUGUAUUUUGGAUUGAGACAAAUGCAUUGCAAUGUUAGUUUAAUAGAUUUAAUAUAGCAUCAUAAGUCGACAGCAAUUAAUUUGGUAUCACGGCAAAGUCGUUUUUAAUGUUUCAUAAUUCAAACAUAAAUGUUAAUUUUGUGUGCGGUUCCGCCCGUGUUCCCGGAAUAAUUCCAUCAUAAUGGCUAUCGUAAGUGUCGCUUUCCAAAAUCAGCCAGAGUAUAUUCGACACAGGCCUUCUAACCCCAAUUAUUUCAUAGUCUGCCGCUUUCCGGGAUCAGUCUGAAUAUAUCCGAUAUCUACCAAACUUAAUUACUUCAUAGCCUAUUCUGCUAUAAACAACUGUCAUAUGGUUUCCUGGCAGAAUAUUUGUAUCCGAUUUGUCACUACACAAGGCGUAAAACUUCAUAGUGGCCCAUGUGGGUCGCGUUCCGGGAUCAGCCUGUGUAUACCCGGUUCAAACAGGCCGGCAUAAUUGUAUAGACUAGUGGAAUUAACAUCUCCAGUCAGUCGAUACUAUCUCCACUCCACUUACCAUCAGAUGUAAUGGGUUCACUCGGACCGGUAUAUACGGUCUCACAUUCGAGAGACCUGCCACCAGUGAACGUUUUCAGAGAUGUCAAGUUAAUUGUCGUGGACGGUAAUCUAUACAAAUAUUAGAAUCUAGAUAUUUUGUAGCUUUUCAUUUAUAUCGCGGUCAAUACAGUCAUUAUUUUAGGAAUCUCUUAUUUAUAUGUUAAGUGGAUGGGCAGCUCCCAGUGUGAGCCUUCGAUGGCCUUGGUGUUUCCAUAUUAUAAUGUAAUUAAAAUUCAUAGUUCCAAUAUAUUUAUAGGUGUAACGCACAGAAAAAUGUUUGUUAAUGAGCUUUCAAUGGCGAAAAUUUGAGUCAUUGGCCUUAUUUAGCAGAGAUAAAAAUUUGGUGUAGGGGAAAAGUAAUGCCCCUUUUCACUGACUAUAGGAAUUAUCUAACGAGGAGGACAAUUAAUUACUAAGUAAACUAAAGUUAUAAUCUAAAUUUCUAGGAUUGGCCAGCUUUGAAACAUAUUUUCAAUUAACAGACUAGAUUUGGAAAAGGAAAUGAUUCCCACUACAAAAAUCUCAAUCACUGUAGCCAUAUGUGUGAUGCCAGCGCCAUCUGAGUAAAAAAAUCAUAGUAAAUAUUGAAAUGUUACCCAAGGGAGUAAAUUACCAAGAUAAAAAGUAGUCUAUAUGGUAAUCCAGUUCAUAGUGUAAAUUUGUUCAGCGAUUUCUAACAAAUUAACAUUUCCAUGAAGCAUUCGCAUUUAUAAUUAUAAUAUUAUAAGACGAGAGAACGAAUAAUGACAAUUUUUAAGUUGUCUAGUAGCGACUUUCCCGCCCUCACACCCACCACUACAACUCCUGUAAGCCAGGGUCAGCAGUGGCACUUUAUGACAUCGAGCGGUGAAGCUCGGCGAGUCUCAGGGAACACUAAUUUGUUAUUAUCCAAGUUGCCUAGUAAAACUGUGUUGGGGAAACGAAUUGCAAAAUAUCUCCUUGCGUUAGAUGUAAUCUAAUGAAACCUUAUGUUCGUUGUUGGUGAAAACGGGCAUACAUUUUAGAAAUAAUGUUUAAAUUUUUAAUAUUGAAAGCUCAUGGUCAUUGUGUGACUUAAAACAAAAUUUUAAACAGGCGCUCUGAUCGCCAUUUUUAAAUUAAAUUAUAUUAAAAUGCCUUCCAUACCUUUUCGAGAUUGUUUCAGGCUAAAUUGUUGACUCAAGGCAGCUUUGUUAUCCAUUUAUUUGGUAAUAAAAUAUAAUAUUUUUUAGUGUUACCAUGAUUUUACUCGCGGGAAAAUUUUAGAAUAAAGGUAACGAUUAAGGGUUGUUUCCACUGGCGAGAUUCGCGCGAUAUCGAUUUUGUUUAUAUGAGUAAGCUUUAUACGUUCCACAUGUACAGGGGCAUCUUAACUGUUAUGCCAAGCGUGUAUUCUAUGGCGUGUAAAUCGGCUUAUUUCCUUUAUAAAGUGCAGUUUUAACACAGCCUAGGUGUAUUUAUACUAAGGUAGCAUCCGAGUACCGAUAUACUUUGUACUCGAUCUGAUGCUCUUCACAAAAAGUGUUGGUUUCGAUUUUGCUGUGAGACUUACCGCUACACUAUCCCAAUUGCUUUUGCGAUCUAUCUCCAAAAAGGACCAAUCGGAACAAGGUUUUUUCUGGCAAACAUACGAAUAAGAAGUUAUUUGGAUUGGUUCAUUCUCGGAAUCGGAUUGAAGGUGAGAUUGGGAUCGUUUAUUGAAAAUGUCUGUAAAAGUGGUAGCUGAUACAUACGGCAUAGAUUUAUUAGUGCGUGAUGAGGGUUGUUAUAAAGAUAUAUAUGUAUAUUUAUUUCUUUAUUUCGUUGAUUGAAAUUUAUUUAUUAUUUAAAUAAAUGACAUUACUACCGCCGCGAUUAACUCGAUUGUGGAACGACCCCUUAUUAAGCAUUUAAAGAGACGAAAUAAUUUCGAAUGUUCAUAUAGCUUUACAUGUUGCUUUUAAAUUAUAAUGUCUUGUCUCCUUCCAUUUUUACUAAAAACGUUUACUGGUCAAGUAUUUAUGGUUAUAUUUAUAGAGAAAAAUAAUUGGUACGAUGUAUUGCUUGAUGGUUGAAAUUGUUUUUGUCGGCUCUAUAAAACUGUCUUGCAGAAAUAAUAAUACGCUCCAUAUUUCAAGAUUCAAGGUUAUUUCUAUUUAUAAGUCUGGUAUUUUGGGUAACGUUCAGCUCUUCUUCUUAAAUAUUCCUAUUUAUCACUUCCAAAAGUCUUAUAUAAUUUUAAUAUCUUUACAUAAUUACAAUAAUAAUGAAA
Manduca sexta (tobacco hornworm) is the source of this 5740-nucleotide messenger RNA. Its product is annotated as ceramide synthase. The transcript is spliced from 5 exons. The record is from RefSeq and is a predicted model, not a curated record. The annotation marks the transcript as partial. Gene Ontology annotation, cellular component: membrane; endoplasmic reticulum. Lineage: Eukaryota; Metazoa; Arthropoda; Insecta; Lepidoptera; Sphingidae. Gene Ontology annotation, biological process: lipid homeostasis.